CCUUGUUCUUCGCGUCCUUUCCCUUUUGUCUCGUCAUCGGCCUCCGGUGAAGGAAAACCCUCUUCCAAUGCAGUUCUUCUCCUUCCACUACAUUAAUUACCUUUCUAUUUGUCGGCCGCUCGGUGGCGGUCAUUGUCGUUCUUCGUCCGGUCAUUAUGACGCCGCGCAAUCCCUUUUCUUUACUUCCCUCCCUUCUCUUUUGUUGCCUUCCUGGUUCCGAAACGAAAAUUUCAAGCAGGAAUCCCCCGACCUGCCUUUCUCGCGUGCAUCCCCUCUUCAUCCUAUUUGCCUUUCCCGUCUCCUCCUCCCUGGUCCUGGGGUUUCUUGCUUCUUGUUGGUCGAGGGUUUGACGUAAGGGAUGGAUCCCGGGGAAGGGAACGGCGAGAAGAGGGCGCUCGACGGGGAAGAUCUUGUCUCGAACAAGAAGCUGAGGAAGAACCGUUUCCAUGUGCGGGUCCUCCAAGAUGCCUUCUAUGGUUCGUGAGAUCUGAAUAUUUAUUGUGCAUCUCGAGUGGUGGGUCUUCGAUCGGUUUGUCUUCGAUGCGAAUUCUUGGUUGGGAUUUCAGUUAGUGGAACGGGGCACAGCACCCGUCUGCUGCGAAGAAGGCGGAGCUUGCUGACCAGACCGGGCUCACGCUCGAACAGAUGCAGGUGUGGUUUGCCAUUAGGAGGGCCUACGAUAGCUGCAGACCGUGGCAGAGGAAACCCUCGGAUGAGAAUUCCAUUGAUGAUCCAAUGGAAGGUGCGAUUGUCCUUUCUUUGCCUGCCCCCAUGAUGGUAAGUCGAGAUGGUUGCCGGUAAGGCCACCGUAGGUGAUUGGUCGUUGACCGCUUCAACAAGUGGGACACAGUCGCCUCCUCCAUCAGAUGACAUGCAAGGUGGGAGUUGGGCCAAUAGCCUCGUCAUACUUUCUACCGUCUAAUAAACAAAAAGAAUACGUUUCAAGUUGGGUAUUGUAAACUCGAGAGGGAAGCAUGAUUGUGACCUCGAACACUUGUUCGUCGGAGUGGGGAACUGCUGCAGAAGUUUUCCGGCACCUUUACGAUUCCAUUUCUCAUUGACAUCGUUGCCUAUGCAGUUUUGUGGUCCUCUGCUUAUCCAUCAUUUCAGUACCUGCCUUUUCCUAUGGUGUCAUUUGAAAAGAUUACUAGAAUUGAUGAAUGCCACAACUGUUAUCCUUAAUAGCACUUAAUCACUUGUUUUCAGAUGGAAUUAGUGGUUUUUAAAUUAAGAUCCACAAGAUGGUAUAUACAUAUAUAUAUAACAGAUCCUUCUAUCAACCUACUUCCCAGGAUUUAUUAUUUAUUCAUUUAUUUUUUCAUUUGUGAAGGUGAAAAUGGACAAGGUAGUGUGCUCCGAAGAACAAUGUGCAGAAGGAUAAAUCUGACUGUUGACAACCGAGUGGGAGAAAUAGGAGGCAGUAGUAACUUGGGGUCUUGGAAAAGCAUCAAGUGGUGGAAAAGAUGUGGAAAGUUGGAGCUAAUCCUGGGGCAAAGCGUGGAGAAUAUACUAGGGUUACAACACUCCAAACGCUACAUUCCAAGCUGCUACGUAGUAAAACAAAGCUUUGGAGCGAAGCAGUGGCAUCAGAAUCCCCAGGAUAAUAUCCAAGCCUUGUACUAAAGUCAGCUCACAAGCCGACGAUUCCCCACCCUUCAAAAAAUUCACUCCUCUUCUCUCUCUCUCUCUCUCUCUCUCUCUCUCUCUCUCUCUCUAUCUCUCUCUCACCCCUUUUGCAUAUGAUCCAUCCAUCGAGAGAUUGUAAGCAGUAGUUUACUGAACAAGCAAUUUGAAGCUCACUGGACAGUCAUGGUGCUUCGGUAGCAGAGAUGCACUGUAGCCGGAAACAAAAAAGAAUUGUGUGCAUGUAUUUGAUGCACAAGGUUUUCCUCUUGAACUUCCUGUUUCCCCACGUUUGAGUCUGAGGCAUCCGAGGUGGGUUGUCUGCCGAAAGGUCGCUCGCCGAUGGGUUUGCAGAUCCGGGAAGAGAGAGAGAGAGCGGCACACACCAUGGACAAGUAUUCCUUUUCUUGUCCUAUCCGCCGUCGUGUAGGCUUGGAAUUGCGGGCUGGUGGCAGCCACAUGCAUGCCGCGUUACAAGGAAUCAGAAGAGAGAGAGAGAGAGAUCGUCGUGCUAUCUAUUUACGUCGGUCCUAUAGGUUGUGUCUCAUCCCUGUGAAUGCUCUCGUUGCGGAGAGAAAAGUUGGCGACUUGUCUAAAGGAGAUUAGAAGGAAAGGAAGGAUGUCAGGAGAAGCGAUCUCAAAGGCCUUCGGAUCGAUGCAACCGUGUCUGGACUCCAAUCCUCCUGCGGCAAAGAAGAAGAGGAAUCUUCCGGGAACACCAGAUCCUGAAGCUGAGGUGAUCGCCUUGUCGCCGAAGACGCUCUUGGCCACCAACCGGUUCGUGUGCGAGAUAUGUGGGAAGGGCUUCCAACGCGACCAGAAUCUCCAGCUCCACCGCCGCGGCCACAACCUGCCAUGGAAGCUGAGGCAGAGGAGCAGCAAGGAGCCGAGGAAGCGGGUCUACGUGUGCCCCGAGCCCACCUGCAUCCACCACAACCCUGCGAGGGCGCUCGGGGAUCUGACGGGCAUCAAGAAGCACUUCUGCAGGAAGCACGGCGAGAAGAAGUGGAAGUGCGAUAAGUGCUCGAAGCGCUACGCGGUGCAGUCGGACUGGAAGGCGCACUCCAAGACCUGCGGCACCAGGGAGUACCGAUGCGAUUGCGGCACCCUUUUCUCCAGAAGAGACAGCUUCAUCACUCACAGAGCUUUCUGCGAUGCCUUGGCCCAAGAAACCGCGAGAGUGACAGCAGCCUUCAACAACGUGGAGUCUAACAUGCUGCAGCAGUUCCCAAUGUCCCAUAUCAAGCCCACCGUCGUCCAUGGCGAAGCCGACCAAGAGGUCAAGCAGCGGCUUGCGUUGUGGAUGGGACAUGGAUCUCGGACCAAUGAUCCCUUAGAUAAUAACACUGUCUUCGGUGACAUGCAUCAAGUCGGCCCCGUGAGCGCUGCUGCAACGUUGUAUGGUGAUCUCCUCAACUCGUCCUCCAACCUGCACCAACUGGAUCAAAGCCAGUUGAGUUGGGUUUACGGCGAAAAGCUCCCAUCAUCAUCGAACAUGGGAGCCAUAACAAGUGCCUCGUUACCAGCUACAAGCACAGUGACGGAAGCUGAGACCUCGCAGCCUCUUCUCGGAAGCCUGCCUGCGUUGUUUAGCUCUCAACAGCGUCAUCUGAUAGCAGUAUCGGAUACAUCUGCCACAGCGUUGUUGCAGAAGGCUGCGCAGAUUGGUGUGACUUCCAGUAUCCCAUUCACAGGGAGCUUCGAGUCACCGAAGGGCCAAAAUGCCAACGUCCGCGACAGAUUUGAUGGACUAUUCAGUUCAAGGAGCCAACCAAGCAACCUCGAGAACAUUGUGCCUAAUUUUGCAGUGUCGAACACGUUUGAUGUGUACGCUGCAAGGCACGGAAGCCCGCGGAGGGAUGAUAUUGGAGGCGAGACGAGAGAUUUCUUAGGUGUGGGGGUGCACACACUGUCCCAGCCAUCGAUUAAUGGAUGGAUCUGAUAUGAUCAUGAGCAUAUAUGCACGCGAAUCUGUUCGGGGGAGGGGGUGGGCAGGAAAGAACAAAAGUUAGAGAGGGAAACCCUUGAGAUGUUUCCUGAGGGAGCAUGAAAGGUGGUAAGGUAAUGUGUGCUUUAUGGGAGUUGGAGGAGGUGUGUAGAGAGAAAAAGGUGGUAAAGUAAUGUGAGCUUUAUGGGGAGUUGGAGAUGUGUGUGUAGAGAGAAGCAGUGAUUGUUCGAAGUGGUAGGAGAUCCUUGCAUAUUCUUAUGGACCCUAAAGUCACUCCAUGAGAUGCUGCUGCUUUUGUUUUGGAAAGAAAGUGGGCAACCAGCGCCUCCUUUUUAUC
This is a messenger RNA of Musa acuminata AAA Group (dessert banana), 3908 nucleotides long. Its product is annotated as zinc finger protein NUTCRACKER-like. The record is from RefSeq and is a predicted model, not a curated record. NCBI's taxonomy places the organism in Eukaryota, Viridiplantae, Streptophyta, Magnoliopsida, Zingiberales, Musaceae. Gene Ontology annotation, molecular function: DNA-binding transcription factor activity. Gene Ontology annotation, cellular component: nucleus. Bases 2180 to 3565 code for a protein of 461 amino acids. The transcript is spliced from 8 exons.